This is a messenger RNA of Diaporthe amygdali, 1470 nucleotides long. RefSeq lists its product as uncharacterized. The coding region runs from base 1 to 1470 and encodes 489 amino acids. Gene Ontology annotation, molecular function: iron ion binding; oxidoreductase activity, acting on paired donors, with incorporation or reduction of molecular oxygen; monooxygenase activity. The transcript has 4 exons. NCBI's taxonomy places the organism in Eukaryota, Fungi, Ascomycota, Sordariomycetes, Diaporthales, Diaporthaceae. The record is from RefSeq and is a predicted model, not a curated record.
AUGGAGAUGCACGAUCGUUGUCGUUCGCACCACGAGACGGGCGAUAUCUUCAUGAUGGGGACGCCUGGCAGGAAUUGGCUCUACAUAGCAAGCCCCGACGCUUUGAUGGAUAUGUUUCGACGGCGCUCCGAUUUUCCGCAAUGCAUUGAGCUCACUGAGAUGAUCAAUGUCUUUGGUACCAACUUGGGCACUGUCGAAGGCCAGCAAUGGAAGACCCAACGCAAGAUGAUAGCUACUUGUUUCAAUGAGAAGAACUAUGAGAUCGUCUGGUCUGAGAGUCUCUCUCUAGCUCGCGACAUGCUCAAGUACUGGGUCAAAAAACCUUCAAUCAACAGUUCUGCCGACGAUCUUCGCACUCUUUCUCUGCAUGUUCUUGCCGGAGCUGGGUUCGGAAAGUCUUUUGAGUUUGAAGGGCACGACGAAAGGAGUAGCACCAGUCUCUCUGGCGACUAUAAGACUUCCCUCCAAAUGAUCUUGGAGAAUUGCAUUCUUAUAAUGGCCUUGGGGCCGAAGUCUCUAUCUAAGGCUCGGCCUUGGCUUCCAAAGUCUUGGAAGCUCAGGAGACUUGCCGAUAGAUGCGCUUACUUUCAACGGUACAUGACUGAGCUCUACGAAGAUGAGAAAGUCCAAGCCCGCCUGCAGACAGACUCCAGCGCCUCGAAGACGCUGAUGAGCUCGCUCGUCCGCGCCUCGCAAGACGAGGCAAAGAACGGGGCUGGCCUGACAGAGAGCGAGAUUUACGGUAACAUGUUCAUGCUCAACUUUGCCGGGCAUGACACCACAGCACACACCUUCACGUUCGCCAUCCACUUCUUGGCAGCGAACCCAGCCGUACAAGACUGGGUCUCCGAGGAGGUGCGUAGUAUCCUGUGCGACAACCAGGCCGAGUGGGACUAUGCCACUGACUUUCCUCGCCUCAAACGCUGUUUCGCUGUCUUGCUCGAGACACUUCGUCUUUACACGCCGGUCCCUGUGGCCAAAUGGACAGCCAAGGGGACGGCAUCGCUAGAGACUAACGGAAAGACAUUCAUUGUACCAGCAAACACUAUGGUUAUUCCCAGCUACGCGACCGUUCAUACUGAGCCUAAGUACUGGGGCACCGACUCGCUCACGUGGCGACCGUCGCGCUGGAUCCAGGCAGCCGGCGCGCCUGGCAAGGAAGAGCUCAUCACCCCCCAGAAAGGCACUUUCUUGGGAUGGUCGGAGGGUGCGCAUGACUGUCCUGCCAGGAAGUUCUCACAGGUCGAGUUCGUGGCUGCUGUGGCGACUUUGCUUCGGGACUGGCGAGUCGAUCCAGUACCGCUAGAUGGGGGGGAAAGCCUAGAGAGUGCGCGGAACAGGGUGUUGGACCUGAUCAAGAACGAUUCUGGACCUGUGCUACUGCUGCAGAUGCUACACCCCGAGCGUGCAUCACUGACCUGGACGAAGAGCAUCAGAGCCACGGAAAGGAAGCAGCUGAUGAGGUCGUAG